Messenger RNA from Eubalaena glacialis (North Atlantic right whale), 1888 nucleotides. RefSeq names its product small nuclear ribonucleoprotein U11/U12 subunit 35 (gene SNRNP35). Gene Ontology annotation, biological process: mRNA splicing, via spliceosome. Bases 86 to 826 code for a protein of 246 amino acids. Gene Ontology annotation, molecular function: snRNA binding; mRNA binding. The transcript is spliced from 2 exons. Gene Ontology annotation, cellular component: U12-type spliceosomal complex; precatalytic spliceosome. NCBI's taxonomy places the organism in Eukaryota, Metazoa, Chordata, Mammalia, Artiodactyla, Balaenidae. The record is from RefSeq and is a predicted model, not a curated record.
CGUCAGUCAAGGAGGAAGAAUCUUCCGUCGCUUCGAGCUCGGCACCAGGCUCCGUGGGAAAGGAAGCCCGAGGCUUGCUGAGAACAUGAAUGAUUGGAUGCCCAUCGCCAAGGAGUAUGACCCGCUUAAAGCUGGCAGCAUUGAUGGCACCGAUGAGGACCCACAUGAUCGAGCUGUCUGGAGGGCGAUGCUGGCACGAUAUGCCCCCAACAAAGGUGUCACAGGAGACCCCCUCCUCACCCUGUUUGUGGCGAGACUAAACCUGCAGACCAAAGAGGAGAAGUUAAAGGAAGUAUUUUCCCGCUAUGGGGACAUCCGGCGGCUUCGGCUGGUGAGGGACUUGGUCACGGGCUUUUCGAAGGGCUAUGCCUUCAUCGAAUACAAAGAGGAGCGUUCUCUGCUCAAAGCUUACCGGGACGCCGAUGGCCUGGUUAUUGACCAACACGAGAUAUUUGUGGACUAUGAACUGGAAAGGACUCUCAAAGGGUGGAUUCCUCGGCGACUUGGAGGAGGCCUGGGGGGGAAAAAGGAAUCUGGGCAGCUGAGAUUUGGGGGGCGGGAUCGGCCUUUCCGAAAACCCAUUAAUCUGCCAGUUGUUAAAAACGACCAGUUUCGAGAGGGAAAGAGGGAGAGAAGGGAGCGAUCUCGAUCCCGAGAAAGACACUGGGACUCCAGGAUGAGGGAUCGGGACCAUGACCGGGGCCGGGAGAAGAGGUGGCAGGAAAAAGAAUCAACUCGGGUGUGGCCAGAAGGUGACUGGGACAGAGAGAGGGACUUCAGAGACGACAGGGUCAAGGGGAGGGAGAAGAGGGACAGAAGUAAGUAGACUCCAUCCCCUGCCAAACCCAAACGAAGGUACCCGACCAGUAAAAGUGCAGGGAGGCCUGCACUGCUUGUAUACAGAAUCCAAGUCCAGUGGUUGAAUAAAACCUACUGAUGAAAACAAAAACAAAACAGAAAAAACUUACUAAUGAUAAUGGGGUUGGGUACGUUUUCUUUCUACUCUGGAAUGCAGGUUCAAGAUGAAAUUUUGAAUUUUCUCUUCUUCAUCUUAUAGUUUUUGUUUCUGUUUUUUUGGGGCUCAUGGGCGGUUUGCGGGAUCUUACUUCCCUGACCAGGGAUUGAAUCCGCGCCCUCAGCAGUGAAAGUGCAGAGUCCUAACCAUUGGACCACCAGGGAAUUCCCUUCAUCUUAUAGUUGUAAGGACCCAUUAUUUGAUAAGCUUGAGAAACAAUUUUGCAGUCACCAGCAUCUGUACAGAAAGGCCUGUGUAAGGAGCCACCACUCAUUUAAUUUGGCAGUACGGAAUUUGCUUUUUCUCCCAUCUAUUGGAAAUGACCAUUUUGAGGGUUUGGCAAAAAGAGGUGAUGACUGAAAACCAUUUGCACUGAUCUGUGACUCCUGGGAACCCAAAUCUGGUCAGAAUCUAAGUUGUGUGUUUUCCACCUUUAUGUCCAUAGUGCAGGGUUUGCUGCAGUGAAAUAAAAAUGAGAUAGAAAAAUGAAUCCAAGGAGAAUGUCCAGAGACUUAGUACCAAAAGCCAGUCUUAGCAGUGAUCUGGGUCAGCAACCAGCUUCUCUUGAACAAAUGUAACUCCAUUCUCGAGCCAAAUGCUGACUACCUUUUUUCCUUUUCUCUUUUUGGCGGGGUGGCUGGCAUUUAAAAUGAAAACCCAGAGUUGCAGGGCUUUGGGGCUAUGGUCUAUGGCAAUCCUCCAGCCCUUGGAAAAGAGAAAGUUCAAAAGAAGUGAGAGUGAAAUGAAAAUGAAAUCAAUGAAAGGGUAGCAGCUAGUUCCGAUGGACUGAUUUGCCUUUUCCCUCUUGAUCAUCCAGCCUCUGGUUUGUUUGAAACUGGAUAUAUUGACCUGAACUUCUGAGAGCUUUGAAUA